UUCUAAAGCAUUGUUCAUCCAAUCACCUCCACCCCUUUGCUUGACCUAGAUUUGCCCAUAAUGCCUGGAGCACACGAUGCUACGAGAAAACGCAAAGCCGAGUCCGGCGAGCGGCAAGCUGAAGGCAAUAAACGAGCCAAGGGUAAGAAAAACUGGGAGAUGCCUAGGAGAGACAUGUCAAAUCGCGCCAUACAAGCUGGGGACGCUGGGAUAUGGGCCACGUGCUCCAUGAAGAAGGAAGCCAAAUCCGUGGCUGAUCUACGAGAUUUAUUCCAAGAAUACGCUACCAAAAUGUAUGGGACGACUGAAUCCAGUGAAACAGCUGCAGACGACGAUUCUGAUGCUGAGGGGGGGGAUAUCGAAGCUCAGAUCAGCAAAGAGCUUGCCGAUAUUCGCAAUCCAACUACAAAGCCAUUGUUUACAUCGGUCAAGCUUGACACUCAAUGCUUGGUGUUUUUCAGAACUCGAUCGCCAUUGGAACCUGUGUCUUUUGUCCACAAAAUUUGCCAAGAUAUUGCUGAUGGCGCUCAGCCGAGAAAUUUGAGCUACGUGAAGCGACUAACACCUAUUACUGCAACCGAGAAAGCCACUCCCCAGGGUCUCGAGAGUGUUGCGAAACAAGUUUUGGCGCCUCACUUCCAUGGACCGGAUCAAACGGGGAAAAAGUUCGCUAUACGACCUUCGAUACGCAAUAACAAGGAGUUCCUGAGAGACGAUGUUAUCAGAACGAUUGCAGCUACAGUAGGCCCUGGCCAUAAGGUCGAUCUAAAGGGGUAUGAUUUGCUCAUCAUCGUGGAGAUUUACCAGAACGUCAUUGGCAUGAGCGUAGUAGGCCCCGAUUUUGAGAAACUCAAGCGCUUCAAUAUUGAAGAGCUACGCCAGCCAAUAUCUUCCACUGCUCCAGAGACCACAAAGGACGGCAGCAAGAUCACUGAAAGCAAAGAAGACGAGUGAUUAGAUACCAAUCAAUCGGCAUGUUCUAUGGAUUGUCACUUUUAGGCCAAGACGCUAGCGCAUCAAUGUCCACAAACAACAAAUCCUCCGACUGUGGCUAUUGUGGCUUGGAGGUGCAGUAGCACAUGUGAAACACCGGAAGGCCUUGCAAGACUAUGUGAGGAGCAGAGCUGCUAUGUAAGUGCUGACUCCACGCCUCAGCUCUUUGUUGCGACCCGUCUCCGACAUAUCGGAUUCGCACAUCAGCUUCACAGACGAGUUUGAGGCUCGCCACACCAAUGACGGAAGAGUGCCCGAUAGUCAAAGAUGGUUGAAGGGCUCUACCCUGGUGCAAAGACGCCACGUCAAUGUUGACUCUGUAUCAAUUGUUAACACCAUGCUGAUCGCAAUACCUUCCCCUCAUAAACUACAAGAUAUUCGAAAAAGCCAUCGAUUACAUCUCCAAUUUCAUCAG
Molecule: messenger RNA, 1408 nt
Organism: Bipolaris sorokiniana ND90Pr
Lineage: Eukaryota; Fungi; Ascomycota; Dothideomycetes; Pleosporales; Pleosporaceae
Exons: 6
Coding region: 61-954 (297 amino acids)
Biological process (GO): tRNA modification
Molecular function (GO): RNA binding
Source: RefSeq, a predicted model, not a curated record